CUGAGAGGGAGAGGCUGAGCAGAGGCAGAGCCCAGGUGCCCAGGGAUUCAGCACAGCCCCGACCCCAGCCCCAGCCCGAGCCAUGGAGAGAGGCAGCCUGAUCCAGAAGGCCAAACUGGCGGAGCAGGCCGAGCGCUAUGAGGACAUGACCGAAUUCAUGAAGGGCGCCGUGGAGAAAGGUGACGAGCUGUCGUGCGAGGAGCGCAACCUGCUCUCGGUGGCCUACAAGAACGUGGUGGGCUGCCAGCGCGGGGCCUGGAGGGUGCUGUCCAGUAUCGAGCAGAAGGGCGCCGAGGAGGAGAGCGCCGACGAGAAGGAGCGGGGCCCCGCGGUGCGCGAGUACCGGGAGAAGGUGGAGGGCGAGCUGCGCGCCGUCUGCGGCACCGUGCUGGGUCUGCUCGACUCGCACCUCAUCAAGCACGCGGGCGACGCCGAGAGCCGCGUCUUCUACCUGAAGAUGAAGGGCGACUAUUUCCGCUACCUGGCCGAGGUGGCCACGGGUGACGACAAGAAGCGCACCAUCGACUCGGCCCGCGCCGCCUACCAGGAGGCCAUGGACAUCAGCAAGAAGGACAUGCUGCCCACCAACCCUAUCCGCCUGGGCCUGGCGCUGAACUUUUCCGUCUUCCACUACGAGAUCGCCAACAGUCCCGAGGAGGCCAUCUCUCUGGCCAAGACCACCUUCGACGAGGCAAUGGCCGACCUCCACACCCUGAGCGAGGACUCCUACAAGGACAGCACCCUCAUCAUGCAGCUGCUGCGAGACAACCUGACCCUCUGGACGGCGGACAGCGCCGGGGAGGAAGGCGGCGAGGCGCCGCCCCCCGAGGAGCAGCCCCAGAGCUGAGCCCCGCUCCUUGGCGCCCCGACGGCCCCUUCCGUUCCCCGUCCCCCGCCCCGGCCUGGCCCCCCCCGGGGGAGAGGACGUGUGUGGGGCGGGCCCCCGAUCCCUCUCCCUCCCUGAACCCUGCCGUCUUCCCUUCUCAGUCCCUUAAACCCCCACCCCCACCCCACCGCGCGCCCCAGCUCGGGAUCGACUCAGACACGAAACCGAGGGCAGCUGGGCAGGGAGCUCUGGGAGUCUUUCCUUCUAGGCCCAGGCUACCAGGGACGUUGGUGGCAGGAGCCCCCACGAUUGUCCCACGAUCCCUGAUUCUCUGAGCUGCAUUCCCUCCCUGGCCCGGGUGGGCCGCCCCCUGGUGCUCUCCCUCUCCAUCUCCUGCCCUGUCCCCUGGGGUUCUUAGGGAUGGGGAAGUGCCAGGCCCUUAGGGGCUUGAGAGGGAUUGGACUGGGGUGGGGCACAGAGGCUGUGUGAGUGUGUUGAAGGAAGGAGGAGUGCGUGAAUGUAUUUGGAUGAUAGCGUGUGCUCGCGCGCUGGCGAUUGAGUGAGUGUGUGUGUCUUCGACUGUCAGAGAGCAUGUCUGUCUGAGUGUGUGACAAAGUUCCCUCUCAAUAAAGAAAGCUUCCCUGACA
This is a messenger RNA of Vombatus ursinus (common wombat), 1473 nucleotides long. It is a transcript of the gene SFN, whose product is annotated as stratifin. Gene Ontology annotation, cellular component: cytoplasm. The record is from RefSeq and is a predicted model, not a curated record. The transcript has a single exon. The coding region runs from base 83 to 847 and encodes 254 amino acids. Lineage: Eukaryota; Metazoa; Chordata; Mammalia; Diprotodontia; Vombatidae. Gene Ontology annotation, biological process: signal transduction. Gene Ontology annotation, molecular function: protein kinase binding.